AUAUCUACUUUUAUAAAUUGAUUUUUUUUAUAAUUUAGACUAGUCUCUAAUUACAGAUAUUAAUAAUUGAAAUUAUAUAUCGGUAAAUAUACAAAUUUAACUCUAACUUUUAGAGGAAAAAUAAAAUAAAAUAUAGCCCUAAGGGCUACAUAUAUCAUACCCUUUAACACACACUGACACCCUUCAAUACGUCCCAUUCAUACAAUAAUAACCCAAACACUCAUAUAAAAUUAACAACUAACCCAAUAUUCUAUUCCAAACAAAUAAACCCCUUUACACUUGCAUGCAACAAAUCACAUAACACAACCAUGAAACUUCCCACCAUCCCCAAACUCCCACUCCUCCUCCUUCUCCCUCUCCUCAUCCUCCUCCUCACCUUCCUCUCUCUCUCCUCAAGCCGACCCACACCCACCGACCUCAUUAUCCGACCCGAAUACACCUCCUACCAAUCCUACCUCACCCACCAACUCCACAAAACCCUAAACCCCAAACUCCGCAAAAUCUGGCUCACCCGAGAUUGGACCCGCAAAAUCCACGUCUUCUCUCUCUUCUUUCUCUCUCUUCAAAAUUCCCACCUUCUCUCCAACCAAUCCAAAGCCCUCUGCAUUGGCGCACGAGUCGGGCAGGAAGUUGCCGCGUUAAAGCGAGUUGGAGUGAGUGACUCAGUUGGAAUCGAUCUGGUGCCGUACCCACCGUUGGUUGUUUUCGGGGACUUUCAUUCUCAGCCGUUCGAUGAUGAGGUUUUUGAUUUUGAGUUUUCGAAUGUGUUUGAUCACGCGCUUUUUCCGGAGAAGUUUGUGAAGGAGAUCGAACGGACGUUGAAGGUUGGUGGGAUUUGUGUGUUACACGUGGCGGUAUCUAAGCGGGCUGAUAAGUAUUCUGCUAAUGAUUUGUUUAGUGUUGAUCCGUUGGUUAAGUUGUUUAAGCAUUCUCAGGUGGUUUAUGUUAGGGGUAUUGAUGGGUUUGGGCUUGAUACUGAGGUCGUUUUUAGAAAAAUCAAAGAAAUUAAUUGAUUGGUUGAUUUUAAUACUUUUAUUUAAUCUGUUUAAAAAAAAAAAAAAAAAAAAAAAAAAAACUUAUUAAAUCUAGUGUAUUAAAAAAAAUUGAAAUUCCGAAGGAAUGAUUAUUGGUUAUUGAUCAUUGAUGAUUUUUUAUUGAUAUGAAUACGGCAUGAGGAUGUUUAUGACGUACAUUGAGUGAGUGAUACGAAAUAUAUACUUGUAUCGGUUUGUAUGUCGUUAUUGUGGUGUCAUGAGAUUAGAAUUGUACGGAACUUAUUUCUAAACGAUAUGCAGGAUGCAAUAGUUUACGAGUAAUUGGUUAUUUGAAUGGACAAAGAAAGAUACAUUUACAUCUAAAAUUGUUAUUGUGGAGCUUUAAGAUGAUUGUUAGGAGUAGAACAUAUUAUGGUAUGAGUCAAUAUGAUUUUUUUUUUCUUUCUAAUUUAUGUAAGUAUGUCUCUAACAAUUGUAAAUUUGUGUAUGUUUUUAACGCUCAAUUUGUUAGAAAAAAUAAAAAAAUUUGUAUAUCAACCAAAUAUCUAACGGUGGUCAUAUUGGUCAACGAGUUCAUUGCCACUUUUCCGGCAGAGAAAUCCAUAGUACGUACUAUAGGAGUGCAAGUUGAUUUCUCACAAAUUUGGCAAAUGCAAAAGUGCCAAUAAUGCAAAAGCCCAACUCCGUAAAUGGUCUGAUUCUGUGAAUGUCAGAAGCAACUGUAUGAAGAAGAUUGAGUUGGUCCACUUGUUAACAUCUUCAAAUGGAUGUGCAGUGCUAGAUCUUGUGUACAGUGUACCCUUCAAAAGGGAAAGGAAAGAAAAUAAAUGCUCAUUACCAACAUUGAUCACGUACCCUAAUGGUUGUGUACUUGUGUGUAGUGGUUAAUUUUGGUCAUCAUUUCUCUUCUAUUGGUUAUAAUUGAUUAAAGAAAAAAAAAAAAAUUGAUCUCUAUUAGAGGUGACAAUCAGGUCAUUUGGAUUGAAUCA
Chenopodium quinoa (quinoa) is the source of this 1984-nucleotide messenger RNA. RefSeq lists its product as uncharacterized. NCBI's taxonomy places the organism in Eukaryota, Viridiplantae, Streptophyta, Magnoliopsida, Caryophyllales, Amaranthaceae. Gene Ontology annotation, molecular function: S-adenosylmethionine-dependent methyltransferase activity. Bases 309 to 1013 code for a protein of 234 amino acids. The record is from RefSeq and is a predicted model, not a curated record. The transcript has a single exon.